Triplophysa dalaica is the source of this 3536-nucleotide messenger RNA. RefSeq names its product neurexophilin 2a (gene nxph2a). The transcript is spliced from 3 exons. NCBI's taxonomy places the organism in Eukaryota, Metazoa, Chordata, Actinopteri, Cypriniformes, Nemacheilidae. Gene Ontology annotation, molecular function: signaling receptor binding. The record is from RefSeq and is a predicted model, not a curated record. Bases 479 to 1270 code for a protein of 263 amino acids.
CACUCACUCACAAAUCAAACUACAGACGAACAAGAUGUGGAGCUUUCUCUCAAAGAGUUAGUCUACUGUACUUGGAGUUGGUCUAAAACUUCAAACAGGACAAACUGCCGUAAACAAGACGACAAGGCGUCAGACGAUCGAGGAGUCGGAUCCAUCAAGGAGGAUGCUGCGAAGACCUGCACCUUCACACUGAUCGGACUCGCCUCGUGAGGGGCCGCUGCAUCCCGUCCAUCUAUUGGCAUUACUUUACGAUAUAACCUAUUUAUUAAGUAAGGCUUCUGUUUCAAUCUUUACAUUCAUCAGUAUCAGGAUUUUCAUCAGCUGUACCUUGCUGGUCAACGUCACUUUUCAACAUGAUCAACAUCAUUUGCCGAGGGUAGUUGAGAGCAAUGGCACUUUUUUGUCCUAAACCCUGUGAACUGGAUAUUUGCAUCUCACACAUCAAGUAAAAGUCGAAGAUCAUUUUUCCGUAGUCAAGAUGCAACUUCUUUCAGCUGUUCUGCUCCUUUUUUGUUUCCACAAGGUCACGUGCAGAAGGGUCCAGAUUCCUGAGGUGGGCCUUGGGGACUGGGGGGAUGCUGAAAACAAGAAGAACCCCUCCCCCAAAAGUGCCAGCCUUCGUGUUCUCAACCCCCUGCGCCUUUUCGCCAGGGGAUCCCCUGGGCUCAAGAGCAACAUGAGGGAGAUAACGUAUUUGGAAAACAUAGAGGACUCCUGGGACUGGUUAUCUAACCAGACAGAUGUUAGAGAGGCGCACAGCAGGACUAGACGCAGACCUAUCGUGAAAACAGGCAAGUUCAAAAAAAUGUUCGGCUGGGGAGACUUCAACUCCAACAUCAAGACUGUUAAAUUGAACCUCCUCAUAACGGGAAAGAUAGUGGACCAUGGAAACGGUACGUUCAGUGUAUACUUCCGCCACAACUCCACGGGUCUGGGGAACGUCUCCGUCAGUCUGGUGCCGCCUUCUAAGGUGGUGGAGUUUGAGAUCGCUCAGCAGUCAACGCUGGAGACCAAAGACUCCAAAUCUUUCAACUGUCGUAUCGAGUACCAGAAAACAGACCGCAGCAAAAAGACUUCACACUGCAGCUUUGACCCGUCCAACGUGUGUUACCAAGAGUCCACCCAGAGCCACGUCUCCUGGCUCUGCUCGAAACCCUUCAAAGUCAUAUGCAUCUACAUUGCUUUCUACAGCGUUGACUAUAAACUGGUGCAGAAGAUCUGCCCAGAUUACAACUAUCACAGUGAAACACCGUACGCUUCCACAGGUUAACGUUCAUGUGGUACAAAGCUUGGUUCUUCAACGGUGAUGUUCAUGAGAAACAGAUCAUGGUCCAACCCGUUAUCACAUGUUGACGUCGAACCUCAUUUUUUUCCAUCUGAUUUAAAAGCUAUUAAAACACAUCCAGAUGUUUUGAAUAAGGCUAAACUACUGUAAUGUGCUUCAACCUUUGCUAUUUGUGAUAAAGCAGUCACAAUGUUUUACUAGCUAAACAUUGACCCAAUCUUUUAACAGAACACUUCCCAUCCUGCUCAGAUUGGAUUGGGAGGGAGUUUUUUCUCUCCAGAAAAACACCAUCUCUUGCUAUUUGUCAAACUAAUAAAUCUCCGACCCACAGAGGACAGAGUAUACAGUAUACGCAAAACGCCUAUUCAUUGUGCGCUUUAUGUGUGUGUUAGUACGUAUGUGUGUUAUAUUGAGCAACGUGGCCACUUUUUGCACUGUUGUUUAGAACAAAAUCGUGGAAACUGUUUCAAUGUGAAAAAAGCAAACAGUCAUCUGAAUUAGAGGUGCAAUCGGGUCAUUUCAUCCAGCGAAGACAUCGCAUACAAUUUGUUCUUAGUCAUUUUGUAUUUCACAAAAGAUCUGUUUAAAUUGAGAUUGUGUAUAACUUCAAAGAGUAAUUUGCGACGUCUCACGAGAGCACAAUUCAGUGGACAGGUGGAUUUAGUGGAUCUGGCAGCCGGUUAACAACCCUUUGUCAUGGUCUCGCCACAGAGAUCCACAUUUCCAGGCUCUAAUUAACAUUAAUUAUAGUGGGAAAUUUCACUUACAAACCAUGACAGAAGGGACUGAAGCCAAAAACGUAAAUUUAGCCUGUCAGUCAUAGCAAAGCUCUAUUCACGCCAGUGACUUUGGACUGGAAUAGAACUCUUAUUCUUUUGACUGAUAUUUGUCCUCGAGAGGUGAUCUCAUAUCACACGGUUGCCAAUUUAUGCAAACGCUGAAUAAUAGAUUAGAUUAAUUUAAAAGAAAAGAAAACAAUAAAGGGCCAUUUCAUUUAUUUUCCGAGUAUACUUCGUUCUUUUAAUUUGAAACAGUAUGUACAUAUGAACUGAUGUUGUUUUUGUUUACAUUUUAGUCUAAUAUCACAAUGAACCAGUUGAAAUGCCAUAGUCUGAUAAUCAGAACUGCAAUUCUCAGGUUCCAUAUGUGUGUGCCAAAUAGAUGAUCCAGUUUAUUUCAUUCUUCCCAUAUCAGGUGAAAUAGUCAGAAUCAGACAGAUAACUGCAUUGAUCACUCCGCACCACUGUCUUGCCACUGUACUUUAACAUCAAGAAAACGUCAAUAUUAUGAUAGCUGUUUAUAGCUGUAUUUAGUUGAUAAUCCAGUGUGCAAUUUUGUGAAUAGUGUAUAAAUGUGACAAUAUAAAUCGUGUGUAUUUUGCCUUUCAAGAGAAAAAAAAGAGUUUCUUUAAUCUCAAACGUAGUUUCAAUACAGUAUGAACUUUUCCUACUUUUGGUGUUUUACAGUUAUUGCUAAUAGACAGAUUUUGGUGAUCUGGCUUGUCACGGCUUUAAUUUCCAAAAUGCAAAUUGUGCUUUAUGUUUGUCCUCUCUGUAAAAUACAAAAAAAACUAAGGAAAAUGCUUGAGUUGUCAGCUUUCUUUAUGAGUUAUACGUGACCCAUUAUGGUACAUCACUGUCCUUCCAAAACAUCGGAUGUCCAAAUUCCCUGCAGGAUGACAAAACACUGUACAUUUUGAAUGAUUAAAUACUGUCUAGUCAAAGUUGACAAGCACUUUAUAAUACUAAAUUGCAUAAAUAUUUGCAAAACCCAGUGACAAACAAAGGGUGACUCAUUAAAAACUCUAAAUAUGGAAAUACAAGGUUUUACAAAGACAGCCGUGAUAUGUUGUAACAAUUGUGUAUUUUUUGCCAUUUGAUUAUUGGACAUAAAACGGAAAUUAUGAAAUAAAUGGAAAAAAAGAAAAUGUUGGCAACUUAAUUUUUCAUUAGAAAUUUCUUGUAAUGUUUCUUUCUUUAAUGCUACUGUCAGAUCUGCCAGCUGAGUGAAUCUUUAUUAUAAUACAUCAAGUUUGUUAAAAGCACAGAACAAACUCAUUUAAUAGGAAUUCAAGGAACACUUCAUCAUAUGUCUUGCCUCUGUGUGACCCCAGAAAAAAACCUACAAGACAAAAGUAAAGGCCAUGUGGUUGCUUUAAAAAAAAAAAAACGUUCUUUUUUAUGUUCUUGUUCUUUUUCAUAAUAAAAGUAAAGGAAAAAAUAAGUUGCCAUAUGACAACACUGUACUGCGG